ACUUUUCAUGGUUCUGUGCUAUUAUAUUAUUAACUAUUUACCAUAAUAAAAUAAUAUGUUCAUGGCCGUAAAAUGUUUUGUGUUAUGAGUUAUGACUCAUUGAUUUUUAUCUCUAUAAGUUAAAUAAUAUAUUUAAUUCGUGGUUUUAAGUUUAACGCCCGUGGUCUGUAGACUGUAGUUCCGUACUCCGACGACCGACAAUCCGACUAGAAUUGUGAUUAUUUAAUUUAUUGCCGUUUGACGAUUUACGAUGUUUUCAUCGGACGCCAAUUAUUCGAAACUGAAGACCAACUUGAGAUUGGCGCUAAAUCGCCUGAAGUUAUUGGAAAAGAAGAAAACUGAACUAGCUCAAAAAGCGCGUAAAGAAAUUGCAGAUAUGGUAGCAGCAGGGAAGAGUGAACGUGCCAAAAUAAGAGUUGAACAUAUCAUACGCGAAGACUACUUUGUUGAAGCACUAGAAAUUGUCGAGAUGUUUUGUGACGCUUUGUUAUCCAGAUUUGGUCUCUUACAACAAUCAAAAAUUUUGGAUUCUUCCCUUCAAGAAUCAGUUUCCAGUUUAUUAUGGGUAGCUCCUCAUAUUCAAGCUGAUAUUAGUGAAAUGAAAGUGAUAUCUGAUCAAUUAACACAAAAAUUUGGUAAAAAGUAUACUGAGGCAUGCAGAGCAGAAAACAUGGAUACUGUAUCUGAAAAACUCAAGCAUAAGUUGAGUUUAAGGCCACCGCCAAAGAUAUUAGUGGAGAAAUAUUUAAUUGAAAUUUCUAAAAAUUACAAUGUGCCCUAUGAACCUGACUUACAAGUCAUGCAAGAAUAUGAACAAUCUCAUAGUAUAGAUUCUAUACUUUUUGAUGGUAAAAAUUCAAAUAAUGAAAAUGCCACACGGCCUACAGGGUUUAUUGGUUUUCCAUCACAGCCCAUGGCUCCAAUUCAGGCGCCACCCAUAAAUUAUCCGAAUAUGCAGACUAUGAGUUCUAUGUUAGAUUCAGUUCCAUUGGAUUUUGAAAUACCACCUUCAUUACCUACAGUGCCUACACCUACUUUGCCUACACCUAAACAGCAGCCGAUUCCAAAACCACCAGCAGCUAAUAUAGUUAAACCUGUUCCAAAAAAUCCAAUUUUUUCCAAUAAAAAUAUGGGUUUUUCAAACUUACCUGACCUGCCUAGUGUACCUACAGAUAUACCUACUGGUGAUGUUAAAGAUAAAGAUGAUGACGAAGAAACUGAUUUUGACGAAUUAUUAAAUCGAUUUGAGGAUUUAAAAAAAAAUAAAAAAUAAGUAUUUUAUUAUAUUUAAUUUAUUAUUAUUAAAGUUGUAUUAUUGUUAUUAUUAAAUUCACAAAAUUAAAAUCUAAAUAUAUAUAUUCAUUAG
Acyrthosiphon pisum (pea aphid) is the source of this 1366-nucleotide messenger RNA. RefSeq names its product increased sodium tolerance 1-like protein (gene Ist1). The record is from RefSeq and is marked provisional. NCBI's taxonomy places the organism in Eukaryota, Metazoa, Arthropoda, Insecta, Hemiptera, Aphididae. Gene Ontology annotation, biological process: protein transport.